Molecule: messenger RNA, 3986 nt
Organism: Diorhabda carinulata
Lineage: Eukaryota; Metazoa; Arthropoda; Insecta; Coleoptera; Chrysomelidae
Exons: 14
Coding region: 600-3899 (1099 amino acids)
Biological process (GO): regulation of cilium assembly
Cellular component (GO): centrosome
Source: RefSeq, a predicted model, not a curated record
CGAAGCAAAUAUGUUCGAAUUUCUCGAUAUAUCCAAGUCCAGCAAAAGUUGCCAAGAAUAAUUGGAUUAAUUCAGAAAACGUCAAAAAAGAGACGAAUCAUUUUUCAUCAUGACAAUGUAAGCAGUAUGGUCAACGAAUUUCAGCAUCAGAAGAACGAUUUUUUACGUUAAAAGUGCAUGUUUUUUAGGAAUCUAAAAAGUGCUUUGAAACUUGGUUCAAAUUCGAAAUGUGUGGAGAGUAUGUUUGAAAACAUUAAAACUAGUUUCCAUCAUUUUUCUUUCAAUUAUUACCAUAAAAUUAAUAAUAAUAGUCAUCGUAAUAAAUAAUAUUAAUGAAAAAAUGUUUUCUCUCAUUCUUUUCCAAAUAAAAUUGUACAUUAUUAUGACUGGUCAGAUCGCUCAUGCUAUUGAUUGAAUCAACGGGUCAAAUCUUACUCCUUGACAACCACCUUUUGACUUUUCCUGGACCAUUUUUACAUUUAUCACAUGUUUCCUUACAUAUUAAUUGUAUUUAUUUUAUAUUUUACACUCGCAUUAGCUGACGAAGAUUAAUCACUUUCGAAGGAAUCAUCUAAGAACCUACUUAGAAUCGUAUUAUUAUGGCUAAAAUGAAGAAUAGACAGAAAUUAUCAGUUUCGGAAAAAAAUCUCCUACAAAAGUUUUCGGGGGACGCUGAUUUUCAAUCAGAUCUUAGAACCAACAAGAAAAUUCCUAGUAAUCCUUUGAUUCAAAAAAACGUACAUUUUUUACAAGCGUACAAUAGGCUGCUUAAGAAACCUUCGUACAGACAUAUUGGAGACGCUGAUGGUUAUUUUAAGCAGACACUUAGAAACGAAUCUAUCGAUUUAAUCAGGGAUUUGCAUUUGGGAAAUUUUGUAAAGUCCACAAAAUCUUUUGGAAAUAUCGGUCAGGUUUCUCAGAGAAGACCAAGAUCCAGACAGACCGUUCUUUACCCCCAAAAAGCUGUUGAAGCAGCUCCAAAAUUUGAAACAAAGCCUAAGUUAUUGGAAGAAGAAGUACUUCAUUUGAAUGAACUAUUCGCUCCAGCAAUAAAAGAUACUUUUGAUAGCAGUUCAGAAAGCUCACAAAACGAAUAUAGUUCACCAGAAAACUUUGACUACCGUUUAUCGACACUAGAAAGAGUCGAAGAAAACGUAGAGGAAGAACCGAACGUCGUACAAAAUUUCGAAAAAAGUGACGAUAAAAUAACUGAUAAGAAAGAAGAAGCACCAGGUACUGAUAUCGAUCAAAUAAACGUUCGAUUGAAUGAUAUUUUAAAAGACGUUUGUGAAGAAAGAGAAGAGGAAAUUAACGAAAUGGGCGAGGAAUUCGAAGGAGAAUACGGCGAAGAAUACGCGGGAUUCCCAGACGAUGAGGACGAUGAGAUGAGGGAAGUUGAAAAAAUGAUAGAAAGAGCUUCUCAAGAGUUAGCCCAAGUCGCUGAUGAAAAUAGAAGACUUAUGGAAACUUUGGAUGAAGCUGUUGAACUGGAAGACGACAAAGCAGAAUUCAAAUACAAUCCGGCGGUAGAUAGUGCGAUAAUGAAAGAGCUCGAAGAUGCAGAAUGUCAAGCGAAAGAGACAGCGAAAAUAAUAGCGGAGUUGAAAUUACAAGUAAUGGAAUUGUCAAAAAAAGAAACGAUGACAGAAGACGAAGCGAAAGAGCUCGAACGGAAAAAUUUGGAACUCAAGAAACAAAUGAUUAUUUUUGAACAAAAGACGAAAAGAAUUCAAGAAUUACUUGCACAGACGAACUUAUUUGAGGAUUUGGGUUCUUUCAAACCAGCGAGGUAUAACGAAGACGUCUUACCAAAAGUAGUUGUUUGCGGAAUGACUGAGAACCAAAUGCCGAAAAUUCUUAUUUGUGAUGACAACAAAAACAAAUGCAAAUCAGAACGCAAAAAGAGAUCACCGUCACCCAAAUCACCAAAAUCACCUUGCGAUUGUCCUCAACCGACUACCGGUAACGUCGACUUCGAAGAUUUUGCUCCUUCAACAUUGAAUUCGGCGGCGCAAGGUACUACUGCAUAUCAGCAGCCAUCACAAGGAAUGCAACAAGGAAUGUUACCUUAUCAAGGAAUGCAACAAGGGAUGGUGCUGCCACAAAUGGGAAUGGGACUUCCUGGAGGUAUGCCUCCUCAAAAUACUUGUGAGUGCCAUCAACCACAAAUGGGUCAACAGUUGGGUUCGCCAGGGAUGAUGCCUCAACCGAUGCCGAUAUCACCGAUGUCGAUGCCACCGAUGUCGAUGCCACCAAUGUCAAUGCCACCGAUGUCGAUGCCACCUCUUAUUGGAGACUCUCUAGAUUAUUGUGAAUGUGAUAAUGCCAAGGAUUCUUCACGAUCUAAGACGAAAUCAGGACCGGGAGUAGGUAUGCCGUGUGGAAAAGGACGAGGUAUUUGUCCGGCUGAGAUUGAAUCUCGCCUACAAGAGUAUUCAGAAAAUACACAAUUUUUGGAAAAGCAGUUGUACGACAUGGAAUCCGAAGUAAAAGAAAUGCAUCAGGAAUUAUUAGCAGUUCAGAAAGAACGAGAACACCUCGAACAUCACAAGAAAAUGUUAUGUGCAAUGCCACCUUGCGGAUACUCACCUUGUCCCGUUUCUCCUUGUCCACCGUCUCCCUGUCCAUUACAACCUUGCCCCGGUUCUCCAUGUCCGGCAUCUCCUUGUUUUCCUCCGUGCGGACCACCAUGUGAAUCCCAAUUGAGAGAAUUGAGAGAACAAUAUAACAGAUUGCAAGAUGAUUUUAAGAACAAAUUGACGGAAGUAGCCGGCUUAAGGACUGAAAAUGAGAAAUUGAAAGAGAAAACGAAGCUAGCAGAAGAUGCCAAAAGAGAAGCUGAAAAACAAGCGAGAGAUCUCGAACUUGAAAUAAAAAGAUUAAAAGGAACUCUCAAAGAUCCAAAGCAAAUAUCCAAAGAACAAGUCAUUGAACUCGAACAACAAUUAACUGUGGCCAAACAAAGAUUUAGAGAAGCACAAGAUGAACUAGAAGAACUGAGAUUACUCGUCGAAGAUCAACAAUCACAACUAGACGAUUAUAGAAACAGGUAUUUGGAAGCUCAACAGCAAGUUGAGGAACAACGAAGACAAAUAGAUUUGAUGGAAAUUGAGAACCAAAGAAUAAGCGAACAAGUUAAUUUGGAAAUUCAACGUGUCAAGAAUCAAUUCCAAGAAAAACUUCAAGAGCUAAUGCCACUUCCAGAUAUUUUAAAGUCGACGCAGAUGAAACUUCAGGAAGCUCAACAAAUGCAUCUUCUAGCAGAAAGGAAUAAUGAAUCUAUAGCUAGAGAGUUGCAAAUGUACAAGGAUAAAAUCGCGGCAAUGACCAAUCAAAUAGAUGAAGUUAGAAGUGACCAGCAGUUUGGUGAAGACGCUAAAGCAGUAUUAGAAGCGAAAGUAAAAGAAUUGGAGGAGCGUUUGGCUGAGGUUCAGGAAUUGAACAGUAGUCUUUUGACAGAUUUAGAGAAGCUUACCGAGAAAAGUGACGAAUAUGAAAAGUUGGCAGAGGAACGGUUGCAUGAAAUCAUACAAUUAGAAUCUCAAUUGGAAUCCCUUCGUGAAGAAACCGCCAGGCAAGUUUCCAGAAUCAAAGAUCGAUGCGAAAUCGUCAGAAGAUCUAUGCAGAAACAGAUCUGUGAUUUGGAACGUCAGUUAGCUCAAAGCAGGGCUCUCGCCAAGACGGCACAAAAAGACAGAGAUGAGAUCAGGCAGAAGAUGCAAGCGCAAAUCAAUAAUUUGAAUGAAAACUUUGAAGAUGCUCAGAUGAGGAUAAGAAACCUUCAAGGACAUGUCAAUUUUCUGAGAAAUUCCUAUGGAGAUGUAUAUAAUGGUGACGAUAAUAUUGCUUGUAAACCACCAGCACCCCCCGAUCCCUGUACCUGCAAUCCUGCAUAUUAGGAUUAUUGAUGUGACGAGUGUCGUUUUAUAUCGUAUUUCAUUUUACAGGGAGAUUCAAUAUCAAUAAAACUUUUUUAAAGACUAUAA